This is a messenger RNA of Selaginella moellendorffii, 1897 nucleotides long. RefSeq names its product probable polyamine oxidase 2. Lineage: Eukaryota; Viridiplantae; Streptophyta; Lycopodiopsida; Selaginellales; Selaginellaceae. Gene Ontology annotation, biological process: polyamine catabolic process. The transcript is spliced from 10 exons. Gene Ontology annotation, molecular function: polyamine oxidase activity. The record is from RefSeq and is a predicted model, not a curated record. The coding region runs from base 226 to 1662 and encodes 478 amino acids. Gene Ontology annotation, cellular component: peroxisome.
GAGCGAGAGAGCGAGAGAGAGAGGGAGGAAGCGCGUGUGUAUGCCUGCUGCUGCUUGAUGCCCGCCGCCUGCCGCAUGACUCCUUUCAAUCCUGUCUUCUUUAUGUUCCUCUUCCUCGUCUUUCCUUUCAAGUAUCUCCACUUGUGUUUGAUAGUCAAGCCGUUAAUACAGGGCAGCGCGCCCGUGUCUUAGAUUCGUCCAUCUGCCAGAUCGUUGCACUGCUAUAUGGCUCCAGCAUCGCAAAACAAAGGAGGGGGCCGCGUCCAUGAUGGUCCGCCGUCUGUGAUUGUUGUUGGGGCUGGAGUCGCGGGUCUCGCAGCCGCGAGGGCCCUGCACAAGGCUUCGUUUAAGGUCACGGUUCUGGAAUCGCGUGGCCGGAUUGGAGGCCGAGUUCACACCGACUAUUCGUUCGGUUUCCCAGUUGAUAUGGGCGCGUCCUGGCUACACGGCGUGAGCGAAGACAAUCCUCUGGCGUCCGUGAUUGGGCGCUUGGGCUUGCCUCUUUACCGCACCAGCGGCGAUAAUUCUGUUCUCUAUGACCAUGACUUGGAAAGCUAUGCACUGUUUGAUAUGGACGGGGUCCAAGUUCCACCGGAGCUGGUCUUUCGAGUUGGCGAGUCGUUUGAAGCGCUUUUAGAGAUGACCAAAAAGAUUCGAGAAGAAUUCCCCGAGGACAUCUCUGUGUCCAAGGCAUUCUCGGUCGUGCUGGAAAGGCAUCCAGAAUUAAGACAAGAAGGCCUGGCCAAGAAAGUACUCGAGUGGUAUCUAUGUAGGCUAGAAGGCUGGUUUGGAGCGGACGCUGACCAGAUAUCUGUGCGAUGUUGGGACGAGGAGGAGCUGCUUGAAGGGGGCCACGGGCUCAUGGUCCGGGGGUAUUUCCCCGUCGUUCGACAUCUAGCGGAGGGUAUAGAUAUUCGGCUCAACCAUAGAGUCGUUCAAGUGAUUCGACAUAGUCAAGGAGUGAAGAUUGUUACCGAGGAUUCCCAAGUGUUUGAGGCGGACGCUGCAGUUGUGGCUGUUCCCGCGGGUGUUUUGAAGGCCAAAAUCAUCCGUUUCGAGCCGCGACUGCCGGCUUGGAAGGAAGAAGCUUUUGCCGGCCUUGGACUUGGCAAUGAGAACAAGAUUGCUUUGUGCUUUGACGUGGUGUUUUGGCCGAAUGUGGAGUUUCUGGGCGUGGUUGCUUCCACAACGUACGGCUGCAGCUACUUUUUGAAUCUGCACAAGCCAACGGGCCAUCCCGUCCUCGUGUACAUGCCCGCUGGCCGCCUCGCAGACGAUAUUGAGAAGCUGUCGGAUAUGGAAGCUGCGAGCUUUGCAUUCGGCCUGUUGCAGAAAAUCCUUCCAAAUGCCGCCAAACCUGUCAAGUUCCUGGUAUCACGCUGGGGGUCCGACAUCAAUUCUCUGGGUUGCUAUACCUACGAUAUGGUUGGGAAGCAACACGAGCUGUAUGAGCAGCUGCGGGCUCCCGUGGACACACUCUUCUUUGCCGGCGAAGCCACUAGCGCGAGCUUUCCUGGCACUGUGCACGGUGCCUUCGCCACUGGGGCACUCGCGGCGUCAGAGUGUCGCAAGGGCCUCGUUGAGCGCGGCAAGUGCCUGGAGCUCUUCCAACCUGCAAUGGCGGCCGAGGACAUGCGACCCUUGCAAAUCUCUCGCCUUUGAUUCUUCUCUCGUCUAUCAUUUGUAGUCGAGGCUGGACAAGCACAACGCAAAAGCCUACGGACACACACAUUGCUAUUGUUAAGGGAAUGUAGUUUAAUUCGCUUCAGGAGUUACCUGAAAUGCUGAUAUUGGAUAUCUGUAGUCCAUUGUGUAGAUAUUCUUGUCAACCUGGGUGCCGUGACAUUGUCAUGCUGCGCACCAAAAGAAAUUACAAUAAUAAAAGCACCUUUAUGAA